UUGACUCCCUGCUACGUCAGCGCAGCUCCGGUAAAAACAACAGCCCGUCUCAGUUUUUAUUUCCUGUUAGCAUUAGCCCUUUCGCGACGUGAACCGCGGAUAAACUGAGCGUGUAACAUGUCAAAUUAACCGACGCGUUUAUUCCUGGCUGACGUUGUCUUCGCUGUGGCGUUAGGAGUGCGCUGAAGGCAGAGCGGAUCGGAGCUGUUGACGCGCUGUUAGCUGCCAAGCUAACUGUAGCUAACAUCGGCGACCCAGCAGAGAAAGAUGGGGUCCAUCCUCAGUCGCAGAAUCGCUGGUGUCGAGGAUAUCGACAUCCAGGCGAACUCUGCCUAUCGAUUCCCACCGAAGUCUGGGAAUUAUUUUGCAAGCCACUUCUUCAUGGGAGGAGAGAAAUUCGACACACCACAUCCAGAGGGAUAUCUCUUUGGUGAAAACAUGGACCUGAAUUUUCUUGGAAAUCGGCCAGUGCAGUUUCCAUAUGUGACGCCUGCACCCCACGAGCCUGUGAAAACUCUGAGGAGUCUGGUCAACAUCAGAAAGGACUCCUUGCGUUUGGUCAGGUACAAAGAGGAAUCUGACACACCGGUGGAGGAGGGUGGAAAACCAAAGGUUCAGUAUGGUGUGGAGUUCACCUUCGAUGCUGAUGCUCGAGUGGCCAUCACCCUCUACUGCCAAGCAUUUGAGGAGUUCUCCAACGGGAUGGCAGUGUACAGCCCAAAGAAUCCCUCACUGGUCUCUGAAACUGUACACUACAAGCGAGGGGUGAGCCAGCAGUUCUCCAUGCCAUUUUUCAAAAUAGAUUUCAGCGAGUGGAAAGAGGAAGAUUUGAACUUUGACCUUGACCGAGGAGUGUUUCCCAUGGUGAUCCAAGCUGUGGUUGAUGAAGGGGAUGAUUGCCUUGGACAUGCUCAUGUACUUUUGGCAGCCUUUGAAAGACAUGUUGAUGGCAGUUUCUCCAUCAAGCCUCUGAAGCAGAAGCAAAUUGUGGACCGUGUGAGCUACCUCUUACAGGAGAUCUAUGGGAUUGAGAACAAAAACAAUCAAGAAACCAAGCCAUCAGAUGAUGAGAACAGUGACAAUAGCAACGAGUGUGUUGUCUGUCUGUCUGACCUGCGAGAUACACUCAUCCUGCCCUGCAGACAUCUGUGUCUCUGCAACUCCUGCGCAGACACUCUGCGUUACCAGGCCAACAACUGUCCAAUCUGCAGGCUGCCCUUCAGAGCCUUGCUGCAGAUCAGAGCUGUGAGGAAAAAACCUGGUGCUCUUUCCCCCGUGUCCUUCAGCCCUGUUCUGGCUCAGACUAUGGACCAUGACGAGCACUCAAGCACAGAUUCAGUUCCUCCCGGCUUUGAACCCAUCUCGCUGUUGGAGGCUCUGAAUGGUCUUCGGUCAGUGUCUCCUGCUAUCCCAUCAGCCCCCCUUUAUGAUGAAAUCAACUUCUCAGGGGGUGUGGGAGGUGACAGCAGACAGCUGAGCUCCCCAGAGCAUUUAAGUGAUGGGAGUCUGCAGAAAGGCAAAGUCAGCAAGUCACCUGACAGCACCCUUAGGUCUCCAUCCUCUCCCAUCCAGGAGGAAGAUGAGGAGAAGCUGUCCGAGAUGUCUGAUGCUCAGCCACACACAAUGCUGUCCAGCAGCCCCGCCCCCACAGACGCCACAGCCACUGAGGACGUGGCAGAAUCCCUGUCCCCAGAUGAUGAGGACAGGAUGCAUUCUGAAGGAGACAUCCUACAGGACUGCAGCAGUGAACACAGCAGCUUGACCAAAACAGAGAGCGACCCACCAGGUGACUUGUCUCUGCCAGCUCUUGGUCCUGAUGCCUGCUCUAUUGGUAUGGAGGAAUAACUGUGGGUCAUCAGAGUCUACGGAAAGCCUGAAAAGCCAGAGCACAAACUGCUCCAGCCAACCUCUCCUGUGUCCCACAAGCAGCCUUCAUAUGGAGGAUGAGCACCUCAACCCCUGACUCUGGUCCAGCCUUUUUCCUCCCAUCAAUCAGAACAGAUUUAUGCUUUUGUGAUCAGAGCCAAUGACAGCCCUGAAAUUAAGUCCACCAGGACGAGGGUGGACUGUGUUUGUUUGUUCCAUCAAAAGAAAUUUGACUCCUGCAAAGAUGACUGAUGUUUUUAAAAAGACAUUGUUUCUCCAGCUUUGAAAACAUUUCAUUAACUGUCAGAUGGUGUUCAGUUUUGUGUCUUGGCCAGACUUGUGGUCUUGUAAUGUGGAUUCCAGAGAUAUUUCACUACCUGUCAUGGUGGUGCUUUUAAGCACACUUACUUUAAAUUAACUGUAUCAAUUGCUUAACACUAAAUUCAGAAGAAUUUAUAAAUACAGUUUGUGUUUAGAUAUUGUAUUCAUCAGUGAAAUACACGAAUGACUUGAGAACUUGUUUUCCAGUCGGGUUGAUUUGAGUUAUGAGCAGAAAUUUGAAAACAUAUUACUUAUGUAUCUGUGUGUCCAUUUAAAGUGAUUUUGCACUCUGACAAAAUCGUUUAUAAUCCAUUCCUUAUAACAAGAGUUUAUGAUGAGAUUAGUUUAAGUUGUAUGCAGUCUUAAACAUCUAUGUGUCACUUUUUUAUUAUUUCAAAUUAUGUGAUAUCUAUGUAUCAAAACUGUACUAGAAUCCUGUGUAGUUAUUCCAAAAUUGUAUACUUGCAUAUUACAUAGAAAAAAAUCCUCAUAUUGAAGUAAUGCAGCUAGACUCAGUUAAAAUGCACAUUGUUUAAGACUUGGCAAAUCAGUAAGAGCUACAGAUUCACAUCCUAACAGCUGAACUCAAAGAUACCUAAAGCCCGCAACAAGCAUAGAUGCUACAUGUAUUCUGACUCAGUAUGGCACAAUAAGUGUGCUUGUCGUAGAUGUGGUACAUCGCUGUACAGUCUUUUUGUGGCAAUGCCAGUGUCUGCUUAUGUGACGUAGCUGCAAAAAAGGGUUCAGGUGUUUAUGUGGCUGCAACGCCUUUACUUUCCUUGGUCCUGUAUGUGUAGCGCCAUGCAUAUAGAUCUAUGUGCCUUGAAUUGGUAUGGCUGCCUGCUUGUUGCAUUGGACAUUAGUGUUCUUAUAAAUGCUACAAUAUACAAGUUUUCAGACCGUAGACAGGAUUUUUGAUGCUGAUGUACAGAACCUUUUUUUCUAUUGCAAACUUCAUGCUACUGGAAAAAUGUAUCUCGUUAUUGUUAUUGCAAUAUUAAAUUGAACUGUUCAUUUAUUAUUUUAUGGCCAUAUAUCAAUUAUGCAUUUAAUCUUAGUGUUUAGGCACAAGUGCAUUCCUGUAAGAUACAUUUGAUUGGAACACAUUCAAUGCAAUAAAUGGAAACAUUGCAUUUUAAUAAUUGAGCUAGCAUUUGCAUGUGAAUUUGUAAAGGCUUAAAUCUCUCACUGCUUUUACGUAACAUGUUUAUUUUGUCUUUUUCUCCCCUCAUCUUCUGUGCCAUUUCAACUUGACACCGUGCCUUCCUGUUCCUGUUUUGACCACUAUUGACCUGGUAUCCAGGAUAACUCCACAGUAGGUGGUUUGUGGCUCUGUAAAUUUAAUACCUGUCUUUCCUCGUGUGUAUAGCAGCAUGUGUAUAACAAUAAAGAACAAAGAUUCAUUACUUCAA
This is a messenger RNA of Dicentrarchus labrax (European seabass), 3599 nucleotides long. It is a transcript of the gene mgrn1b, whose product is annotated as mahogunin, ring finger 1b. Bases 268 to 1845 code for a protein of 525 amino acids. Gene Ontology annotation, molecular function: ubiquitin protein ligase activity. The record is from RefSeq and is a predicted model, not a curated record. The transcript is spliced from 17 exons. Gene Ontology annotation, biological process: protein ubiquitination; endosome to lysosome transport; negative regulation of G protein-coupled receptor signaling pathway. Lineage: Eukaryota; Metazoa; Chordata; Actinopteri; Moronidae. Gene Ontology annotation, cellular component: early endosome; cytoplasm; nucleus.